Messenger RNA from Cheilinus undulatus (humphead wrasse), 5636 nucleotides. RefSeq names its product coiled-coil domain containing 51 (gene ccdc51). The record is from RefSeq and is a predicted model, not a curated record. The transcript has 7 exons. Lineage: Eukaryota; Metazoa; Chordata; Actinopteri; Labriformes; Labridae. The coding region runs from base 229 to 1545 and encodes 438 amino acids.
CCGGAAGUAGAAUGUCAGCGGUGUGCCUGAAUUGAAAGUCUGCCGGUCAGUUGCUGUUUCAUGUGACAUUAAGAUGCUAACACUUUAGCUGAGAGAAAUGUAAUCAGAGCGAAAUGUGCGAUCCGACAACACGGAAGGAAACGGAUGUCUGUUCCGGUGUUGGGUCUGUGCCUGCUGUGAAGUACAUCUGAAGGUUUUCAAGCUUCGCUGCAAACCUCUGACCUCAAAAUGAGGUACAGAGGAGUUCGCAUCUGUUUCCCGACUCAUGGCUCAUGCUGCACAACUCGACACACCUGGCCUGGUAGAAUCCUUCAGGUCAGAACCUACAGUGCCCAGCAUCAGCCUGGCUCUGCUCCGUCCACCGAGCCCACCGAGCCGGCCCCUCCUGAUGGGAAGAGAGGAGCUGAGGUGGUGAAGGAGCGUGCUGUGGCUGCCUUACAGUAUGCAGGGGAGGUGGGCCGGCAGUGGGGGCAGAGGUCGGCCGAGACAGCCGCUGUCACAGUAAACUACUGGUGGGAGAGAUACGAAGAGUUUGUGGGGCUCAAUGAGGUCCGAGACGCUCAGGCAAAAGUCACAGAGGCUGAGGCAGAGUUCAUGGUAGCCAGAGGGAUGGUUCGUGAAGCUCAUACCAGCCUGGAUGCCCUGUUAGUCAAGCUGAAGGAGGUCAGAGACCGACUGGACCGAGUCUCCAGAGAGGACGCUCAUUACCUGGAGCUCGCCACACAGGAGCACAAACUGCUGCAGGAGGAGCGUCGUUUGAGGACAGCGUAUGAGAACGCUGAGGGCUCAGAGAGGGAGAAGUUCAGUUUGUUCUCAGCAGCUGUCAGAGAGAGCCACGAGAAGGAGAGGACCAGAGCAGAACGCACCAAAAACUGGUCAAUCAUCGGCUCGGUGCUCGGGGCUCUGAUCGGGGUCAUGGGAUCAACGUACAUCAACCGGGUUCGCCUUCAGGAGCUGAAAAGUCUACUGCUGGAGGCUCAGAAAGGUCCAGAGAGUCUGCAGGAAGCCCUCAAAGUCCAGGCAGGAAAUCAUCGCUCCCAGCAGGAUGAGCUCCGCAGUCUCAUCGACAGCCUCAGGGUCGCUCUAAAUGAUGCUGACACACAGAGAGAUGUCCUCCUACAGGAGAGGGGAGGUCAGACCUUAGAUGUACCGUCAGUCCCUCUUUCAGCAUUAAAAGACCUCCACAAGGGAAGCAAAAAGACCCAGUCCCUCCUGGAGUCUCUACCGCCACAGCUGGGAACACUGGAGCAGGGACUGGGGAGAGUGGAGGCAGAUUUAUCGAUGGUGAAGAGGCUGCUGGAGACCAAACCACCCAGAGAAUCCCAGGAUGAAACAAAGGCUGUUCAACUGCAAGUCGCAGCGCCACAGCCAGCAGAGAGAGAGGGCCAGCUGGAGGCAGAGGCGGUGAUGAGGAGUCUGGAGGAGACCAAGAGGACGCUGGGAGAGCGGAUCAGGAACAACGCACUUUAUAAUGCUGCGUUUUCAUACACAGCCACCGCCAUCACCAUCAGUGCUGUUUACAUGCUGCUCAGAGGAACCAGUUGAACUGAAACCUCCCAUGAAGACUACACAUAGACUUGUCUGGCACUACUGUGCACGUUCUCCAAAAUUAACUGUAUGCAGACACAUGAUUCAAAGAGCCUCUUAGAGGCUGAGGGAUGUGACAGAGACACCUCAGCAGCAGUAAAACAACAGAUUUAAAGAUGACCUGAUAAUCCAAGGCCAAAGGUGUGUUAACAAAUAUGUGGGUUUAAAGCCUUCAUGUGUUCACAUGCACUGAGUCUCUGUCAGCAGCUUCAACGUAGUGAUGAACAGGAAUAAUCCUAAUUGAGGGGCUAUGAUAUAAAAUGCUGCUGUUCUCUGCACUACUCAGGCCAGGAUGGACCUUCAAUGCUAAUAAUAUUUUUUAGUUCUUAAGAAUCAAACAGGAAGUUGAUCCUAGUUCCAACUGUGCUGUCCAUCUUUACAUAGUGUGUUUUUGUUCUUAAUUCCCAGAUGAACCACUGGAGUACAGCGAGGGUAUUAUGCUGUUAUAUUAGAUUUUGGCACUACAUUCAUGAAAUUUUAUGGUUUGUUUUAACAAUGUCAUAACUGAGUGAAAAAUGUCUGUCCAAUACCCCAAAAGUGGAAGGUCAUACCUGCUGGUUUAGUCCAUCAGACAUGUCACAUUUACCGCCCAGAGGCAACAGGACAGAGAGGAGCAGCGCUCCCCCAAUAACAAGACCAAGACAGAAAGUUAGCGUUGACUUAAUCCCAGUACCAGAGCUUAAAAUAAAACAAAACUUAACUCAUGCUUAAGUUUUUUAUUUCUUCUUUGUUGUGACAGCACCUAAUGCCAACUUUGUUCUCCCAUGUUUGAAAACAGAUCAGAGUUUGUCUCCAAUCCUGUUCCAGUCAUGAUCCUGUCUUAUUCUAGCCAUGAUCCUGUCUUAUUCCAGUCAUGAUCCUGUCUUAUUCCAGUCAUGAUCUUGUCUUAUUCCAGUCAUGAUCCUGUCUUAUUCCAGUCAUGAUCUUGUCUUAUUCCAGUCAUGAUCCUGUCUUAUUCCAGUCAUGAUCUUGUCUUAUUCCAGUCAUGAUCCUGUCUUAUUCCAGUCAUGAUCCUGUCUUAUUCCAGCCGUCUCAUUCCAGCCAUGAUCCUGUCUUAUUCCAGCCAUGAUCCUGUCUUAUUCCAGUCAUGAUCUUGUCUUAUUCCAGCCAUGAUCCUGUCUUAUUCCAGCCAUGAUCCUGUCUUAUUCCAGUCAUGAUCUUGUCUUAUUCCAGCCAUGAUCCUGUCUUAUUCCAGUCAUGAUCUUGUCUUAUUCCAGUCAUGAUCCUGUCUUAUUCCAGUCAUGAUCUUGUCUUAUUCCAGUCAUGAUCCUGUCUUAUUCCAGUCAUGAUCUUGUCUUAUUCCAGUCAUGAUCCUGUCUUAUUCCAGUCAUGAUCUUGUCUUAUUCCAGUCAUGAUCCUGUCUUAUUCCAGUCAUGAUCUUGUCUUAUUCCAGUCAUGAUCCUGUCUUAUUCCAGUCAUGAUCCUGUCUUAUUCCAGCCGUCUCAUUCCAGCCAUGAUCCUGUCUUUUUCCAGCCAUGAUCCUGUCUUUUUCCAGCCAUGAUCCUGUCUUAUUCCAGUCAUGAUCCUGUCUUAUUCCAGUCAUGAUCCUGUCUUAUUCCAGCCAUGAUCCUGUCUUAUUCCAGUCAUGAUCCUGUCUUAUUCCAGCCAUGAUCCUGUCUCAUUCCAGCCAUGAUCCUGUCUUAUUCCAGUCAUGAUCCUGUCUCAUUCCAGCCAUGAUCCUGUCUUAUUCCAGCCAUGAUCCUGUCUUAUUCCAGCCAUGAUCCUGUCUUAUUCCAGCCAUGAUCCUGUCUUAUUCCAGCCAUGAUCCUGUCUCAGUCCAGCCAUGAUCCUGUCUCAUUCCAGCCAUGAUCCUGUCUUAUUCCAGCCAUGAUCCUGUCUCAGUCCAGCCAUGAUCCUGUCUCAUUCCAGCCAUGAUCCUGUCUCAUUCCAGCCAUGAUCCUGUCUUAUUCCAGCCAUGAUCCUUUCUUAUUCCAGCCAUGAUCCUGUCUUAUUCCAGCCAUGAUCCUGUCUUAUUCCAGCCAUGAUCCUGUCUUUUUCCAGCCAUGAUCCUGUCUUAUUCCAGCCAUGAUCCUGUCUUAUUCCAGCCAUGAUCCUGUCUUAUUCCAGUCAUGAUCCUGUCUUAUUCCAGCCAUGAUCCUGUCUCAUUCCAGUCAUGAUCCUGUCUCAUUCCAGCCAUGAUCCUGUCUUAUUCCAGCCAUGAUCCUGUCUUAUUCCAGCCAUGAUCCUGUCUCAUUCCAGCCAUGAUCCUGUCUCAUUCCAGCCAUGAUCCUGUCUUUUUCCAGCCAUGAUCCUGUCUCAUUCCAGCCAUGAUCCUGUCUUAUUCCAGCCAUGAUCCUGUCUCAGUCCAGCCAUGAUCCUGUCUCAUUCCAGCCAUGAUCCUGUCUCAUUCCAGCCAUGAUCCUGUCUCAUUCCAGCCAUGAUCCUUUCUUAUUCCAGCCAUGAUCCUGUCUUAUUCCAGCCAUGAUCCUGUCUUAUUCCAGCCAUGAUCCUGUCUUUUUCCAGCCAUGAUCCUGUCUUAAUACAGCCAUGAUCCUGUCUUAUUCCAGCCAUGAUCCUGUCUUAUUCCAGUCAUGAUCCUGUCUUAUUCCAGCCAUGAUCCUGUCUCAUUCCAGUCAUGAUCCUGUCUCAUUCCAGCCAUGAUCCUGUCUCAUUCCAGCCAUGAUCCUGUCUUUUUCCAGCCAUGAUCCUGUCUCAUUCCAGUCAUGAUCCUGUCUUAUUCCAGCCAUGAUCCUGUAUCAUUCCAGCCAUGAUCCUGUAUCAUUCCAGCCAUGAUCCUGUCUCAUUCCAGCCAUGAUCCUGUCUUAUUCCAGUCAUGAUCCUGUCUUAUUCCAGUCAUGAUCCUGUCUCAUUCCAGCCAUGAUCCUGUCUUAUUCCAGCCAUGAUCCUGUCUCAUUCCAGCCAUGAUCCUGUCUUUUUCCAGCCAUGAUCCUGUCUUAUUCCAGCCAUGAUCCUGUCUUAUUCCAGCCAUGAUCCUGUCUUCUUCCAGCCAUGAUCCUGUCUCAUUCCAGCCAUGAUCCUGUCUCAUUCCAGCCAUGAUCCUGUCUCAUUCCAGCCAUGAUCCUGUCUUAUUCCAGUCAUGAUCCUGUCUCAUUCCAGUCAUGAUCCUGUCUUAUUCCAGCCAUGAUCCUGUCUUAUUCCAGUCAUGAUCCUGUCUUAUUCCAGUCAUGAUCCUGUCUUUUUCCAGCCAUGAUCCUGUCUUUUUCCAGCCAUGAUCCUGUCUCAUUCCAGUCAUGAUCCUGUCUUAUUCCAGCCAUGAUCCUGUCUCAUUCCAGCCAUGAUCCUGUAUCAUUCCAGCCAUGAUCCUGUCUCAUUCCAGCCAUGAUCCUGUCUUAUUCCAGUCAUGAUCCUGUCUUAUUCCAGUCAUGAUCCUGUCUCAUUCCAGCCAUGAUCCUGUCUUAUUCCAGCCAUGAUCCUGUCUCAUUCCAGCCAUGAUCCUGUCUUUUUCCAGCCAUGAUCCUGUCUUAUUCCAGCCAUGAUCCUGUCUUAUUCCAGCCAUGAUCCUGUCUUCUUCCAGCCAUGAUCCUGUCUCAUUCCAGCCAUGAUCCUGUCUCAUUCCAGCCAUGAUCCUGUCUCAUUCCAGCCAUGAUCCUGUCUUAUUCCAGUCAUGAUCCUGUCUCAUUCCAGUCAUGAUCCUGUCUUAUUCCAGCCAUGAUCCUGUCUUAUUCCAGUCAUGAUCCUGUCUUAUUCCAGUCAUGAUCCUGUCUUUUUCCAGCCAUGAUCCUGUCUUAUUCCAGCCAUGAUCCUGUCUUAUUCCAGUCAUGAUCCUGUCUUAUUCCAGCCAUGAUCCUGUCUUUUUCCAGCCAUGAUUCCAUCAUUGGGAUCCUGGUGUAGUCUGCUCUGUCAGAGAACCGAUGUCUUGUUCAUUUACAUCAGAGAAAUUGCCAACCUCGUGUUAUGAGACAUGGAAUUCUACAUGCAAACAUCUUAGGGACAGUUGAUGAGAAAGACAGCAGUGUUUUUUACUGCCUAGACAGACGUUAAGAAAGCAUCUUCAUGUGUGCAGACAGAAUCAUGACUUAUUAAAAUGUGUCUGUAAUUUUCUUUCGCUGCUGGAUUCCUCUCUGUUCUUAGGAUAAGAAAUAAACUGA